Ostrinia furnacalis (Asian corn borer) is the source of this 750-nucleotide messenger RNA. RefSeq names its product XIAP-associated factor 1-like. Gene Ontology annotation, molecular function: zinc ion binding. The record is from RefSeq and is a predicted model, not a curated record. The transcript is spliced from 5 exons. The annotation marks the transcript as partial. Gene Ontology annotation, cellular component: mitochondrion. Lineage: Eukaryota; Metazoa; Arthropoda; Insecta; Lepidoptera; Crambidae.
UGCCCUGCAAGAAGUGUGGCGAAAGCGUCUGCGGAACAGACCUGGAGGACCACAUCAGGGAUUCCUGUGCGCACACCAUCAAGUCUUGCAGAUUUUGCGAGCUAGAGCUGCCCCGGCGGGAAUUACCAGCGCACGAGGGCUACUGCGGAGCUCGCACGGAGCAAUGCCCCGACUGCCGCGAGUGGGUCAUGAUCAAGUACCGCCAGCUGCAUAGAGACUCCAACCACGGCUUCCUGCGCCUCGACGACGACCCAGUGCCCGUCCCCACCGAGCCGGCCAAGCUGCCUCGCGUCCCGAGGCUGAGCCCGCCGGCGGCUACUAAUGGCGCCUCCACCAGCGCGGCUGCUAGCGGCACCAAUGGAGUCCUCAAGAACAUCAACGUGACUCAAGAGAGGCCUAGGACGGAGAACAGCCGGCCCCGCCCAGGGACCAGUAGCAGCUCGGAGCCCGUAGCGGGCGGGUCGCGUGCCCCCGACGCGAGGCUGCCGCUCAAGAGGACCAACGACCAGCCGCAGAUCAACACCAACGUGUCUGACGCGGAGAAGGUCAAGAAGGAGCUGGGCAUGUCCCGGGGCGCCGUGAAGAAGCGUCAAGCGCCGCAGCCGCCGGCGCCGGAGCCGCGCCGCGACCGCGCCUACUACAGCGCCAUGCGGCGCCAGCAGGACGAGGAGCGCGCGCGCCGCGAGCAGAGCGCCGUCAACGCGGCGCAAGGUGAGGCCUGAUGCGGCGCCGGACACAAGCGGCGCCGGA